AUGGCAGUCGAGAAUACGACAUGGCGAAAUAACGUCUGGCUAGUGUGGUUUUACAUCGUGUUUCCCAUCACUGUCUUAAUCGACCUCCAAGAGGUCAUCUACCCAUCCUCUCUCCUCGUCCCAGCCGACGCGCCUCUGCACUUCGCCUACAAAGCCAAACAAGACUACAUCGCCAAGUUCAACGACCCCAUUGUACAAUGGUCGCCCGAAACAGCCUCCGGUCAUGACAGCUGGAUGGGGCUUUUUAUACACCUCGAGUUCUUUUUUCUUCUCCCCGUCAUGAUCUACGCCAUGUACAAGAUGGGGAUCAGGCAGAAGGGAACGAGCGGCCCCGACGAGCUACUCUUCUUUGUGUAUGCGCUUUACAAUGCACUCACCACAGCGGUCUGCAUUCACGAUACAUUUUAUUGGGACAAGACUAUCUGGGCGGACGAGAGUCAGCUGUGGACGCUGAGAUCAGCGUACUAUGCGCCGUUUGUGUUCAUCCCUCUCCUCGGGGCGUUUGACAUGGGUUCACGCAUUCUAUCCCGGUUCAAGGCGGCGGAUGCGGCGGCAGAAUCGAAGAAGGCCGAGUGA
This is a messenger RNA of Podospora anserina S mat+, 576 nucleotides long. RefSeq lists its product as uncharacterized. The record is from RefSeq and is a predicted model, not a curated record. Lineage: Eukaryota; Fungi; Ascomycota; Sordariomycetes; Sordariales; Podosporaceae. Gene Ontology annotation, cellular component: endoplasmic reticulum. The coding region runs from base 1 to 576 and encodes 191 amino acids. The transcript is spliced from 3 exons.